AUGGCGACGGGGAGACGGCCAGAUGUUCGGCUGUCUGGAGGGCAACGGCGGGCGCCGCGCGAGCGCCGCCAGGCUCAGCGUUGGGCCGCCCUCUCACGUGAGAGAUUGGCGCAGAGGCAGGCAGCGCAGCUCCUGGAGCUGCAGGGCCUGGCCGAGGCGCCUCCGAGCAUCCUGCGCCGCCUGGCGCUCGUUGCGCCCGUGCUUAUCGCGCAGGAGAAGGGCGAGCAGCUACAGGAGGGCAGGAUACUAGAGCGGAACGUCGGCUGCCACGCGCAGGACCUCCCGCGGCCUGGAGCUCCGCGGCGCGCCUGGCGGAUCGCCCAGCGCGGCCCGCGGCUCCCGCGCCCGCGGUCGCUCCUGUCUGGGUCGAGGGAUUUCCCGACUGGCUCGGCGGUCUCGCACGUCGCUGACGUCGAGGCCGCCCUUCUGGCGGAUUCCGCUGCCCGCGCCGCCGUGCACGCGGAGAGCGAGGGCCACGUGGAGCCUAGCGAGUACGUGGACACGCUGCGGCGCGAUGCCGACCUCUUCUGGCCGCUUCGGCCCCCGGGACGCUGGGACGACGGCGGAGUGGUGAUGAGCGGCACCGAGGAGGUCGGCACGGGACGCACGCCGCUGAGGUCGUCUGCUGAGCCUUUCCUGCUGUCGGGCAGCGUCAGCCAGCGACGGAGCGACGAAGGUGUUUUGUGCUCUUGUGGAGCAGUUCUGUACUCUUCCUGCCGUGCCGCCGCUGGUAUUGUGGGUAUUGUGCAGGCGGAUGAUGUGAGCCCUGGAGGUACUGCAGGCCGUGCGCCGCUGCCUCCCGCUACUGCUGCUGACGGAGGUGCCACUGCUGAUGUGCCAGGCGCGUCUUGCGACGGCUCCGACGUCGACGACGUUACCCUGGACGGUGAGGCCGACGCGGACACCUCGUGCUCGGUCGGCGAGCCGCCAGGUGCCGACCAUGCCGGUACUGCUGCAGCAGCCGCCGCGUACCUCGCCGCCUUCCCGCAGGCCCUCUUCAGCGGGGGCGGUGGCGGCUGGGGCCGCUGCGAGGUCGGGGCAGGGGACUGGUGGCGUGCGAGGGCCGUCGUUGCCCGCGUUUGGCUCACCACAGGUGCUGCGACGGUGCAGGAGAGCGGUGCUGCUGGAUCUGCCGCCCCGCCGCCGCCGCUGCCUGACGAUCUCUUGCGGGCCGAGUGCCAGAUGUCGGGGCGUGCCGCAGGCGCUGUGGCGCCGCCGCUGCUGCGGAGGGUCCGCUUCGCAGAUGCCCCGUGCGUGCUCGAUAUUGGCUGUUGCUCGGGCAUGCGUGGUAUCCUUCGGCGGGGGAGCGUGCCAGGGUUUCUGGAUCCCGCUUGGACGCGCCACGCCAAAGCUGUUGACCUGAUGCACAUGAUCGAAGGCGACUCCUUUGGCCUCACGGUUCCUCCCAUGCGGAGGCCGCACCAACUUCGUGCGCGAUUCGCGGAUGAGUCCCGUCUGGUUGACGCCCUUCCGCCAGGGAUGUCCGUUGAGCGUGCCAGAGAGAUCGAUCGUCUUAUCACAUUGUGCGGAGGGCAGUAA
Messenger RNA from Prorocentrum cordatum, 1539 nucleotides. The record is from the annotation of a GenBank genome assembly. NCBI's taxonomy places the organism in Eukaryota, Dinophyceae, Prorocentrales, Prorocentraceae.